Messenger RNA from Diatraea saccharalis (sugarcane borer), 2466 nucleotides. Lineage: Eukaryota; Metazoa; Arthropoda; Insecta; Lepidoptera; Crambidae. The record is from the annotation of a GenBank genome assembly.
AGUUUUCAACACAAACUAUAUAGGCAUCGCCAUUAAUUAAAAAGAAGAAGAAGAACAACAUGCAAAGAGCGGUAUGUGCUCAUUGCGGUUUUUCCGUUUUUUCAGUUUUUUUUUUCUGUGAUGUGUAUAAAUAAAUAAAGGGUUAAAUAAAGCAAAACAACUAUUCAUUAUUAAUUUGCAAUGUCUUGUACAAAAGAAGAGAUUGAGAAAAAGCGCCUGGCUGCUUUACAAAAACGACAAAGUAAACUACAACCCCAGCCGAACACUUUAUUUAAAACAACAGUUCAUGAGACGAGUCCAGCCUCUACCAGCGGAAUUUUCAAGAGCAUUACAGCCAAUAAUAAUAAAACCUUUCAUCCGUAUGCCAAACAAAAGGCUGAAAACAAUAUUCAAACUCAAAACACCUUUGUACCUACGGGAAAAGUUAUAAGUGGUACAGUAUAUUUGAUAUCUGAAGAUCGAUUUGAAGUAAACCCUUCAGAGUUUUGUUCACCACUCAUUAAUAUUUUCAAGAGAAUACCAUCUAAGAAUUAUGAUUCAAAUACAAAACUUUGGAGCUUUUCAAUUAAAGAUUACCAUGAACUGAUGAAACAAGCAGCUUCUUUAGCACCUUAUGUUGUGUUGGGUGGACUUCCAACAUAUGUCUUAAAGGUUCUUCAAGACCAUACUGUAGACCCAAAUAGUGUUGAUUUAUCUCCUAUUGAGGCCACACUUAGAAAUAAACUGAUGCCAUUCCAAGAAGAAGGGGCGAGAUUUGGUAUUUCACGUCGUGGCCGCUGCAUGAUAGCUGAUGACAUGGGCUUGGGUAAAACAUUUCAGGCUCUUGCAAUUGCCAGCUAUUAUAGACACAAUUGGCCAUUGCUCAUUGUUACUACAUCAUCUAUGAGAGAAACUUGGCAGAGUAAAAUACACGAGUUGUUACCAUCUGUACCGUUGAUGAAUAUAGUGACCCUUACCACUGGAAAAGACGCGCAACUCGUUGCAGAUCGUCAGACGGAGAUAGUGAUAGUCAGUUACAAGAUCACAAGUAUGCAUACAGAUUUGUUGAAAAAUAAAAAGUUUGGGUUCGUUAUUAUCGACGAGUCUCAUUACCUGAAGUCACAUAAGGCGCAGUGUACAGUAGCGUUGCGCGGUAUCACGCGUCAAUGCGCGCGCGUCGUUCUGCUGAGCGGCACUCCCGCUCUCAGCCGCCCCGCUGAACUUUACACGCAACUGGCACUAAUAGAACCGACCCUCUUCCCCUCAUACACAGAGUACGGUAAGCGGUAUUGCGCAGGCAAGCAGACAUCGUUUGGAUGGGAUAUGUCGGGUCAGUCCAAUCUAGCUGAACUUCAAGUCAUCCUGCAGAAAAGAUUCCUCAUCAGGCGGACCAAGGAGCAGGUGCUUACUCAACUCGAGGAGAAAACUAGGGAGACGGUAUUAUUGGACUCUUCGAUGGCGGUACAGCCCGAAUUAACGCAGAUGGCCGAAGCGUGUAAGAACGCACGUGCCGCUGAACGGCACGCGGCACUCGUCACCUUCUUCAGCGAGUCCGCUAAGAUCAAAAUACCCGCUAUCUGCAAGUACAUAAAGCAGGUGUUGUCUGAGAUGACGACGGGCAAGUUCUUGGUGUUUGCACAUCACCGCGUUGUAAUAGAUGCUGUAUGUGAGACAUUGGACCAAUGCGGUGUUAAUUAUAUUUCUAUAGUUGGAAGUACGCCGCCCGCCGCGAGAGCAGAUUUGGUGGAAAAGUUUCAAUACUCUGGCACGUGCCGUUGCGCUGUGUUAUCUAUAACGGCGGCCAAUUCCGGGCUGACGCUCACCGCCGCCAACUUAGUACUGUUCGCCGAGUUGCACUGGAAUCCGGGGAUUCUGACUCAGGCUGAGUCGCGGGCGCAUCGUAUAGGUCAGACUGGUGGUGUAUCGGUGCGAUACUUAUUAGCGGCCGGCACUUGUGAUGAUAUCAUGUGGCCGAUGCUGCAGGGGAAAUUAAACGUACUUAAUGACGUGGGAUUGAGUAAAGACACAUUUGAGGGCACCGCCAUGAAGCAUCAGGUAAGGAUCAUCAAAUAUAAAAAGAAAAUGCAAAAUAUUUAGGUUUCAUACAUUAUGUUAAAUUUCUGUAUAUUUUCCAGGAGAGCAGAAAUAGUUUGACGCAGUAUUUAACCCCUACUAGAUUUAAGAGUAUAAAUGAUUACAUACCUGGAACAAAUAUUAGAAAAGGCACCUUAAAAUCGGAUAUGGAUAAUAAUUCAAAAUGUAGCAAUGAUGGCAGCGGUUCUAUCGGUAAUAGUGAAAAUAUAAAAUCGUUAAACGCAAAUAAGACUGAUCAACUGACUGAACAUGACCCUUUUAGUGAAGAUAUCAUGAUAGAGGAAUCAUUCCUAGAAGCUGACGAUGAUGAUGAACUAUUGGCUAACUUGGAUUUAUGAUAUUCGAUAAAUUUUCGGUUUUUUUUAUUAAAGUGUUACUAUUUAUCUCAUCUUG